Messenger RNA from Caenorhabditis briggsae, 8844 nucleotides. Gene Ontology annotation, biological process: secondary metabolite biosynthetic process; amino acid activation for nonribosomal peptide biosynthetic process. The transcript is spliced from 9 exons. The coding region runs from base 1 to 8844 and encodes 2947 amino acids. NCBI's taxonomy places the organism in Eukaryota, Metazoa, Nematoda, Chromadorea, Rhabditida, Rhabditidae. Gene Ontology annotation, molecular function: catalytic activity; phosphopantetheine binding. Gene Ontology annotation, cellular component: cytoplasm. The record is from RefSeq and is a predicted model, not a curated record.
AUGACAGAACCUUCUGAAAAUGAAACGAUAUUCUGUGAAAUCCUUCCAGAACUUUGUAGGAUUUAUGAACAAAGUCGAUUCGCAGAUUCUUUGAAUGUAUUCGUGAAAAAUAUCAGAUUUGGAAACGAUAGAGAGAUUGAGAAGACUUCUAAUGAUGUGGAAAUCAAAAUGGGCGGAGUCAGAUGCUUGGCCGAAUUCCAGAACUGCAAAGCUGUGAAGCAGAAGAAAAUGUCCGCAACUGAUGAAAUGAUGUUUGGAAUAUUUGGACAAGAUUCUCCGCAACUCAAAAAUUCUGAAAUUCCACCAGAAGUUCUUGCUUUAAAUGCUCGACUGAUUCUUCCCAAAGCAUCGGACAAGUACGUUUCUCAAAUCGAAAUUCGCAAUUAUGAAAUUGAACAGAAUCCCACUUUUCAAGAGAUUUUCUCCUGUUCUCCAUCUGAAAUCAAACUGUGUCAAAGAGUGAAAAAAGAGAUUUAUCUUCAUGUAAACUUGAAAAAAGAGCAACAAACUACAAGAAGUAGUCUAUUCGAGGCAAUUCUUAACAUGUUGGAGGAGUUGAAAUUCAAGAAAGAAAUUAAGAAUAUUCAUCAGUUUUGCAUUCCAUUCGUCCAUUUUGGAAAAGUUCGAAUUUCUGUAAAAAUCGAUGAGGACACUGAAAAUGUGAAGGUCGAAGUCUUCAAUCUUUUCGGUUCGUUGUUUGGAUUUAUGGAUUUUUUGGAUGACGGAAAAAUCAACGACGAUUUGUUUUUAACGGAUGAAAUGCUGAAUUCGAGGGUUGAAGCUUUGGAAGAUUUGGAUUCUGAGGAUUCCAUAGAAGAAAAAGAGAAACCAAAUCCCACAGAGUCUUUUGAUAUUCUCAUAUCAAUCCUACAAAACCAAAUGAAUCUUCUGAAGAUGUCACCAGAUGACGUGGCAUCCACACCACUACCGUAUCUGGGAAUCGAUUCAUUGAGACUUGCUGAGCUGGAAUAUCACAUUUCAAAUCAUCCGGAAUUCACGAAUUUGAAUUUGAAUGCUCCAUUCCUAGUGUCUUACAAGACACUUGCUCAGAUCACACUGUUUUUGGAUAAGAUGAAAGAAGAUAAGAAGAUAAGAACUAAUCAGAAUCCACCUGUCAUUGUUCAGCAUUCAGAAUCUGUUCAUAACAAAUUCGAGAUCCCAUUAUCCUCUCAACAAAAACGAAUUUUGUUCGUUCGAGAGCUCGAAAAGGAUUUGUUAGCAUCUUCCUCAAAUUUAACUUCCCAAUUUGAUGAAUCGGUUUUACUUCACUUCUCACAUCUUCCACAUAAGCGAACCACCAACGUUAUCAAUCAUCUGAUAAUCACAAAUUCAAUUCUGAGAACCCAAUAUUCAGAAGAUUAUCAGUAUCUGUUAUCAGGGACUGAGUGCUUUAUUGCUAUCCGAAUGAAGGAUGAAACUUUUAUUCUAGAUCCCAUUCUACCCAUUCGAUGUAUUCUGAAAUCCAAACAAAUUCUGCAAAUCAUCUUCAACCACAUCUCAAUCGAUGGUCGAUCCCUUCUCGUUUUCUAUCGGAAAUUCAAAGAUAUGAUAAUCAAUUUUCCGAAGAUCCAAUGCGCAGCACCCGCACUGCAGCACUACGAUUAUUGUAGAUCUGAGAAGGAUGCUUCCAAAGAAUCCUUGGAUUACUGGACCAAUUAUCUAAAGCCAUUUGGAACUUUGGAACUUGAGAAGAUACCUCAUGACUUCUCGGAGUAUUCUGAAAUUCUAACGGCUUCUUAUCUGCAUCAACCGUUUCCAAAAGGUAUCCAGAAGAAGUUUGAUACUUUUUGCCUACAGAAAUCACUUUCUCGUUUUGAACUAUUCAUGGGAGUUCUCGAAAUUUCCGCUCGUCGAGUUUUUGGAAUAUCCGAUCCCUUUGCUAUGGGAUUCGCAGUUGACCAAAGAACAUUUCCAUUCUUCGAAACGAUUGGAUGCUUUACAAAUGUAUUGUUUUAUCUAUCUGGAAUGGAUAACAACUUGGAGAAUUGUCAGAAGACGUUGAGAGAAUCAAGAAGGCACCAGGACUUUCCUUAUGAAUCGAUUGUGAAGUUAACUGGAAUCGAUGGAGAUUUAUUUAACAUUUUUGUGGUUAACGAUGUGGUGGAAAUCGAUUCAAUCUCGAAAAAAUUCUCCAAAGCCAGUAGGAGAGUCAGAUUUGAAGAUGAAACAAUCCACGUGGAUAUCAUUCAGGAUUCCACAGAUUCCAAAGAGAAGAAAGUGGCAAAAUAUUCAAUGACCUGGUAUUUAAGGCUAUUCGGAGAUGACCGUUUGCAUGUGGAAGUUGAAUAUGCUGACAAUCUCUUUAGAAGAGAAACAAUUGAAACAGUCACAGAUGAAAUGUUCCGGAUAAUAAACGGACUACUAGCAGACAAUGAGCGAAUUCCGGUAAAGAAUGUUCCGCGUCGCAGUGAUUUUCCCACUUCUACAGUAUCCCAAAUCAUCAGUGGAGAAGCAUCAACGGUUCGAUAUCGUCAGAAAGAUGUCAAAAUCUACCCCAAUAAACUAUCUUCUAACCUGUUCAAACUUCAAAUCCAGCGAUAUUGUCAACUGAUCGCCGAAUGUCCGAUAGUCAUUCAUAUGCCAAGAGGCCCAGAUUUGAUACAAGCCGUUUUGGGAGCAUGGAGUGCUGGAUUCUAUUCAGCUCCGUUACACAGAGAUGCAACAGAAGAACAAAUUCAGAAGACGUGUCAAGGAUUGGGAUUCAAACAUCCUAUCGUUUUGAGGAAUUUGAAUGAUUUCAAAACAUCAAAUCUGAGAAUUUUCAAUCGCUCUUCUUCAUACGAUCUUGCCUACGUAACCUCCACUUCUGGAAGUACUGGAAAACCAAAACUUGUUGGGACAUCUUUCCAAGGACAUUCGAAUCUAGCCCGUCAGUAUACCACAUCUUUUCAAAUCUCAUCAAGUGACACAAUCGGACAAGUCGUCGAUCCUUCAUUUGAUAUUUUCUUUGCUGAUAUCGUCAAAACAUUUACAAAUGGAGCACGCCUUCUAUUGGCUCGAGAUUCGAUUGCGACGUCUUCUGAGCUCUUGAGCUGCACCAAUGUAUAUCUGAUGCCAGCGUUCCUAUCAAGACUACCAGAUAUGGAGUGCUUGAAACAUCUUGAAACACUUCAAUAUGGAGGGGAACCAUUAGCGCCUCUAGUUUUGGAGAGACUCCCGAAAACUUUAAACGUAUGGCAAGAAUUCGGUCUAACAGAGCAAACAGUGUAUUCUGCGAGAAGAAGAAUCCUCCCGUCGAAAUUGAAGGAUCCAGAUGGAUUGAGAAAGAUUGGAGAGUGUUACGAUAAUAUUUAUGUGGAAGUCAGAAGCUUCGGAGGUUCAGAUGACAUGUGCAAACGAGGACAGUUGAUUCUAAAAGGGAUUGGUCUGAUGAGAGGAUACUUUGAGGUUACAAGACAUUCAUUAGACGAAUUCCCAACCGGAGAUGAGGUUCGAAAGUUGAAAAAUGGAGAAAUUGUAUUCAUUGGAAGAAAAGAUUCUCAAGUGAAAGUACGAGGACAUCGUAUUGAUUUGUUUGAGGUGAGUGAGAUUGAAUGCGUUGCCCUUUCAUCAAAUCUUCUUGAAUAUUGCACUUGCAUUGUAUCAAAUUCCAAUCAGUUGGCAUUGUUUUAUAAAUUCAAGUCUGCUGAAAGCAUCAACGACUCGUCAGAGAAUCUUCAAAAAUUUUUGGAGGAGAAGUUGAUUUCUUACAAAGUUCCACAGCUAUUGAUCCAUUUGGAACAGUUUCCGUUGACACGAACUGGAAAAGUUGAUAGAAAGCAACUGCUACAAUAUUUGAAAAGUCAUGAAAAUUCAAAUUCGAAUGAAGAGAGAAUCGAAGAAUAUUCUGGAAGCAAACAUGUCGACGAAGCUGAAAAACUUUCUUCAUUGUUAUUGAAAUGGCUUCAACACUACUCAAAAUCCGAAAUCGACUCUCUAGAUUCCAAUAUAUUCACCUGUGGGGUUGAUUCGAUUUCGGUUAUGUUGACUAUGCAAAAGUUGAGAACUGAAGGAUUUGAGGUUCCUGUAAAAAUGUUUUUCAAGUCGAAAUCAGUCCGGAAGAUUGUGGAAUGGGUUUUGGCUUCUUCGAAUUCGACUACGGUAGAAGCUCAAAAAGAAGUUCCAAAGCCACGGUAUCAACAAGAACAUCUGAAUCACUUCAUCGAUUUGAAUCAUAUUCAGCAACGAAUUCUAUUCUCGUCUAGAAUGACGUCUUCUGACCCAUUCCUUCUGGAGUUUUCUAUUGAUAUUCCACCCAGAACUUCCGAAGACCUACUUUGCCAAGCUGUCAAUUUUAUCGUCAUGAGAAACCAAAUGCUUCGUAGCAAACUUUCUAGAAUUCAAGGAGAAUAUCGAUUUAUUCUAUUUUCUGGAACUGAAGGUUUUCAAAGUGUUGGAACCCUCCAAAAUUCUGUGUCCAGUGGUGAUCCAUUUGUGCUAAACAUUUGGGUGGAUAAACAGAAAUUUUUCAUUUCCAUACACCACAUAAUUUUCGACAGACGGAGCCUUGAAAUAUUAGAAGAACAAUUGGCCCAGUUUCUUUGUGGAGGAAGCGAAAAUAUAAAAUUUGAAAACAAUUUUUCUACGCCUGUCGUUUCCAAUGGUUCUAUUUCAGCGUCUUCUUUCUCUGAAUUGAAAUCCUGGACACCAAUUUACACAAAGUUUCAAAUGGGAUCCAAAAGUUCCAAAUUGAGGUUCUCAGUGGCGCCAAUCAAGAGAGAUCAUGACACACCAGCCACAUUUUCUCUAGCGUUUGCUUACGGAAAGACUAUAUCGAACGUUUUUGGAAUCACCUCAUCCUUUCCAAUUGCCACAACUUUUGCGAAUCGAACCCAAGAAAAUUGGAAUACGGUAUCCAUGUUUGCCAAUACCCUUCCUUUAGUGUUUGAUACAAAUCAAAGCUCGGAAGAAUUUGUAGAGAGACUUUACCUGCUGACGGAGAACUCCAAUAUUGCAUUGAUGGAAGCUGUUGGAUCCACAGGACACUUUGCUGAUUUUGCUCUAAACUAUCAUAAGAAUCUCGGAGGAAACCAGAAAGACAUCUUCUGUCAGUUUCCGGUGCUCCUAACGUAUUCUGAAUCUGAAGGGAUGGCUGAACUAGAAUACGAUGGGAAAUGGAUUUCCGAGGAGAAAGCUGAACAAUUGAGAAUUGGAAUUCAAAAUUGUUUUGGACCUCCUGCGCCUCAUACAGAAGAAGAAACAAAGUUGGAUUACUUACAAGCUUUUGAGAAGUUUCUCAAUACAAACUUUAAAACUCCGAAAGCGUUGGAAAAAGCUGUAAGAGCAUUCCAGAAAAAGGAUGAGACACUGGAAAGCACCUCAGAAACAACACCGCAUCCUCAACCAUCUGAUCCGUUCGAAUCCUUCAAAUUCCCUCUCUCACGACAACAAAAUCAAAUGUUCUACUUAUCUCAACUAACAGAAGAUUCACUGGAAUACCAGCUUCCUUUCAUUCAACCAUUCCCAGCUACAGUAUGCCCUUCGGAAAUCCAUCGAUCUCUUCUGAUGACGAUUCAAGAACAGAACAUAUUCAGAACCGUUUUCAAAAUGGAUUCUGAAACUGGAGAGCCUUAUCAAGAAGUCGUUUCAAUGACAGAAGCAUUUUUAAGAUGUCACAUUGAGAAUGUUAGAAGAGAAGAGAAACUUCAUGAUAGAAUCCGAGAGCUCUGUGAAGAACCCAUUGAUGUUUUGAGUGGACUACCACUUCUAAAAGCUAGCUUCGUGACGUCUUCUGAAAAACACGUGGCAUUUUUACACCUCCACCACUUGAUUAGUGACGCUAGAUCCACUCAAAUAACGAAUUCGACCAUGAAGUCUUUUUUCGAGGAGUCCCAAAGGAGCCCGAUUCGUUUUAACUACACAUACUUGGAUUACUGUAGAUUGGAACAGAAGGAAAUUAGUAACUGCGAUGGAGAAUACUUAGAAACAUUGGUGGCAGGAUUGGGAGGCUUGAAAAUUGGAAACAGAAAUGAUCCUGAAAAAAUUUUUGUGGAUGUUCCAAAACCCCUCGUCACACAACGACUGGCUUCGGGGGACUCCCCAUUUUCAGUUUUUCUCAGAAUCGUAUCAUCAGUCCUUCUCAAGUGUUUUCCAACUUCAUCCCAGUUCAAUAUUGCUUUUCCCGCAUUGAAUCGAAACGAGAAAACUUCAAAUCUUUGUGGAUACUUCCUCAACAAUUUGCUAAUUAACUCAUCCCAUCUCUCCACUCUUCCAGAUGUCCUCAACGCUAAUUUACCGUAUUCCGAUGUGAUCCGACAAGUUCGAAAGGUAUCCAGAAAAGACGAAUCAGUUGCUAACCUCUACAUAAACUGUCGAUAUGAUUUGGAAUACGAUGAGUCGGACGAUGAAGUGCUAUUGGACUUGGUACCAUUGAAAUUGCAUUUCCCGAUUGAAAUCGAUGUGGAUCUUUUGGCAAAUGAGGCGUAUCGGAUCACUUUGAGAUCGGAUAGAUUGAAGAAAAAAGAAAUGAUGGAAAUAUUGAAAAUGGUGACGAAAGAGCUGGAAGUGUCUGAAAGUAAAUUGGAUCAAAAUCGCGAGAAAACGAUAUAUGGCCUCAAAAAAGAUACUCUUAAUUUUUCGAUUCCUGUUCUAUAUGAAAAGUUUCUAGCUUCUAAUGUGACUUCUAAAUUUGCGGUGAGCUCGAGCGAAGAAUUAUCCUACCGUCAACUACACCAAAUUGUUCUUCGGAUGUCCCAAAAACUUUCUCGAGAGUUUCUAAUUCAUCGAGGUACCAUGAUUCGAUCCGACGAUGUUAUCGCAGUAGUUGGAUCCAAAUCAAUACAAACCACAGUGAGAUGUCUAGCUGUUCAAUUUGCUGGAGCUGCUUACUUGCCAAUUGAUAAAAGUUAUCCAGAAGAAAGACGAAAUGAGAUUUUAAAAGAUUCCUUAUUUGUUUUUGAAGAGUCUGGUGACAUCGAGGAUAUAGGAUCUACAAAAUCAUCUCGUCACUUCCCCAUAUCCACGGCAUACUGUCUUUCCUAUGUCAUCACAACUUCUGGAACUACCGGACGUCCGAAAUCAGUAGCCAUCGGUGCAGAUUCUCUAGCUAAUUUGUGUCUCUCCUCCACUAUAUCCAUGAGAGUUUCUAAUUCCAGUCGCAUUUUUCAAUUUACUAACUUUGUAUUCGACAAUUCUGUUCUAGAAGUUUCGAUGGCCCUCGCUUCGCAAGCUACUCUGAUUUAUGGAUCCUCUAAUUUCGAUCCAUCAGAAUUCGAAAAGUCCAUAGAAGAUCCAGGAAUCACUCACUGUCUCCUAUUUCCCAGUUUGGUCCAGUCGAUUGAAAUUUCAAGAAUCAAAAGUCUUCCGUAUUGGAUUGUCGGAGGAGAACGUCUUCCACAGACGCUACUCGAUUCUGCGCUAGACAUGGGAAUCCGAGUAAUCCAAAACUAUGGGCCAACCGAAACGACAGCAUUUGCAAUUUCAAAACAAAUGAAAAAGGGAGAUCUCGGAUGUCAAAUUGGUCAUCCGGCAAUUAAUUCAAAAGUGAGGAUUUCAAAAUUCGAUGAAAGUGGAAAUGGAGAGAUUUUGAUAUCUGGAAGGGGGAGGAUGAGAGGAUAUUUCAAUAGAGAAAUGAUGACUUCUGAAUGGUAUUCCAGUGGAGACAUUUGUAGAAUAUCGAAGACUUCCGAAAUUGAGUUUAUUGGAAGAACAGAUUCUCAGGUUGUCAAAGUUCGAGGAUACCGUGUAGAGCUCUCUGAAAUCGAAAAGAUCAUUGAAUCUCAUCCAGAUGUCAAAAUCUGCAAAGCCAUUUUCGAACCAGGGACUCAACAAAUUCAUGUUUUUUAUAAAACUUUAGAUAUCAGCUCAGAAACAAUCCGAAGUAAUUGUGAACGUCUUCUCGAGCCCCAAAAGAUACCUUCUACAUUCAAUGAAGUUGGAGAAUUUCCGUUGACAGGAAAUUCAAAAAUAGAUAAAGUAAAGUUAAUGGAAAUUGUUAAAAGUGGGUUAAACUUUGAGCAACUCUUGGAAUAUUUCAAAUUUUCAGACCCAAAGAUUUCUCAAAAACAAAAAACCGAUUCUCUAGAAUCUGAACUUUCUGCUAUAUGGAUUUCUCUUUUAAACUGCCCAAAACCAUCUGAAUCUGAUAAUUUCUUCCUGAUUGGUGGUCACUCUCUCCUUUUGAUUCGUCUACGCCAUUUGAUGCAAACCAAACUUAAUAUUCAAAUUUCUGUUCCAGAUGUUUUGGAAAACUUGAAGUUUGGAGAUAUGAUAACUCUUUUGAAAAAGAAGAAAGGACUUUCUCAAAAUCAAAAAACGCUAGUAUUCUUCCCAGCGCUUUAUGGUGGAUGCACGACAUAUCUGAAGAUGAUUCAAAUACUGAAAACUGAUUUCCUCGAUGUUCUAUUACUAGACGAGGAAUCUGGAGAGACGGUGGACGAAGUCGCUGAACGGUACAAAAAUCAGAUUUGGGCGAAAACGAGAAAUAGUUCACCAUCUUCUCUUAUUUUCAUUGGAGCUUCUUCAGCCGGAACUUUAGCAUUCGCCACAUCCCAAAAGUUCCGAGAAAACGUAACAGUAGUAUUAUUGGAUUCAGGAACAUUCUGGAAUUUAAUUGAACAUUUGGAUUACUCGAAGAAUGAAACGGAAAUGACCGAAAAUCUGAAAAACUACCAAGUAGACAUUCAGACUGCUCGUUCAAUGGCAAUUGAGUCUUGGAAAAUUCUCCAAAUCUUGAAGAAUUAUAAGCCAGAAAUCAGCAUCAAGAAAAUCCAUAUUUUAUCUGUAGAUGGAAGUGAUUUGGGAUGGAGCAAGUACUCGAGGAAUCUCAAAACUCACAAGAUCAAUGGAGAUCACUAUUCAAUGCUUCAGGAUUCGAAACAUGUGUUGGACGUUGUGAAGAUUGUACAAGGCAUAAUUGAAAAUUAA